Ziziphus jujuba (common jujube) is the source of this 2352-nucleotide messenger RNA. RefSeq names its product receptor-like serine/threonine-protein kinase SD1-8. Gene Ontology annotation, biological process: recognition of pollen; protein phosphorylation. The transcript has 7 exons. The record is from RefSeq and is a predicted model, not a curated record. Bases 1 to 2352 code for a protein of 783 amino acids. Lineage: Eukaryota; Viridiplantae; Streptophyta; Magnoliopsida; Rosales; Rhamnaceae. Gene Ontology annotation, molecular function: ATP binding; protein serine/threonine kinase activity.
AUGGGAAAGGUGGAUUUCUUGGAUUCUCCAAACAAGGUGUUCCGUUUAAGUUUCAUUAAUUUUGAUGAUUGCGCUAUGUACUACUUGGGGAUUCAAUGCACCAUCUUCCCUGAAGGAAUGACAGUUUGGGUGGCCAACCGAGACAAUCCCUUGAAAGAUAUCCCAGUUCUCCAAAUUACUCCUCAUGGAGACCUCCUACUCCAUGACAACCAUGAAACUGCUAUCCCUUUACACUCUCUAAUUCCGGCAGCAAUAAAUAUUAAUACUACCGCCACACUUCUUGAUACUGGAAAUUUCAUUUUGAAAGGAGGAGAUAAUAAUGAUGAGAUUCUAUGGCAAAGUUUUCAUUAUCCAUCUAACACACUUUUUCCAGGCAUGCAGUUGGGAUUGUUUGACAUCAAGUCUGGAAAGGCUCGAAACGUUUCUAUCACUUCUUGGUUAAGUCCACUUGUUCCAGCUCGAGGAGCAUUCAGGCUUGGUAUUGAUCCAAACAACACAAAUCAGCUAGCGAUUUGGCGUAGAGAUUCUCUUUACUGGCAAAGUGGGAACUGUAAUGGCCACAACUUUAGCUUCUUGAGUAAUUUUCAAGAUAUUGACAAAUUGAAGUUCAAACAUAUCUCAAAUGAGGAUGAGAGCUACUAUACCUUUACAAUGGUUUCCGAUAUUUAUUAUUCAUUGAUUGAGAUGAACUCGUCUGGAGAUGUUAACAUAUAUAUAUUUCAGCACAAUAAGGAACGGCAACAAAGGGCGGUACUUGUGAGUUGUGAUAAAGAAGCAAAGUGUAUGUCCAAGGGCUGUAUAAACCAAAACCCGUCCAAGUGUAGUAAUGGAGAUUAUUUCGAAUCAAGAACUGGAGCUUUGGAUCACUGGGACAUCAUGGACAAUCGCAGUCUGGGCCUUAGUGACUGCCAACAGAUUUGUACAAAAAACUGUUCCUGUAAUGCCUAUGCAACUUUUCAUUCUGAUGGAACGGGAUGUCAAUUUUCAAAUAACCCAGAACCUAAUGCAGAAUUUGGAGAGCAUGCAGAUCAAUUGUAUUACAAGCGUAGCAGCAGCAAGAAAAAAGGCGACAAAAUUUUGCAUCCUCCCGAAAAUCCAAAUAAGAAUCCGCAUUGGAUAAGGAUCAUUGUUCAACUGGUCAUCUUGAUAACUGUUGCUUCAAUCUGCGCAUUGUGCUAUUUCCAACUGAUGAAAUCCUGCUUUGGAGGUAAAAAAGGAAGCAGCAAGGAUGCAACGACUGAAACAGAGACAUUGAAACGCGAAUUGAACACUAGCAUUGCAUCAAUUAAUGAGCUCCGAGGCACACACAAACUGAAGUUUAAUGGACUGCAGGAUAUUAAGUUACCUCUAUUCAGCUUUUCUAUCAUAGAAACUGCCACAAGAUACUUUUCUAACACAAAUAAAUUAGGUGAGGGUGGUUUUGGACCCGUCUAUAAGGGUAUAUUGGCUGAUGGACAAGAGAUUGCAGUGAAAAGACUAUCGAAAAGAUCUAGACAAGGACCAGAGGAAUUCAAAAACGAAGUUAUGUUAAUAUCGAAACUGCAGCACAGGAAUCUUGUUAGAUUAUUGGGCUGUUGCAUUAAAGGACAAGAAAGGAUAUUGGUUUAUGAGUAUUUGCCAAACAAGAGCUUGGACUCAUUCCUUUUUGAUGCAGCAAAACGACAGUUACUGGAUUGGAGACAACGUGUGAACAUCAUUGCAGGGAUUGCUCAGGGCCUUCUGUACCUCCACAAGUAUUCUAGACUGAAAAUCAUCCAUAGAGAUUUAAAAACUAGCAAUAUAUUAUUAGACAGUAACAUGAGACCAAAGAUAUCUGAUUUUGGCACGGCAAAAAUCUUUGGAGAGGAUGAAUCUAGUGCCAACACUGUUCGGAUUGUUGGGACAUAUGGUUAUAUGCCACCUGAGUACGCCAUGGAUGGUAUUUUCUCAGAGAAAUCUGAUGUAUUCAGCUUCGGAGUCAUGAUGCUAGAAAUCCUAAGUGGCAAGAAAAACAAUGCAGGAUUCCAUCAGUCAAAUGAAUUUAUAAAACUAUCAGAACAUGCAUGGCAUUUGUGGAAAGAAGGAAGAUGCUCAGAGUUAAUGGACCCAGCAAUUUUAGGAUCAUGUACAUCAAUGAGUGAAUUCAUUCAGUGUGUUAAAGUUGGUCUCUUGUGUGUGCAAGAAAAUGCAGCAGAUAGGCCAACCAUGGCAGAUGUUGUGUCGAUGCUUGGAGGUGAUAUGAUACCUUUCCCAGAUCCGAAACAACCAGCUUUCUCUUUUUCUAAAAGAGUAGAUCAUGACAAUAAGUUGCCACAGAAUCUAGAAACCUACUCUCUCAAUGAUUUGACAAUCUCAAGUUUACAUGGUCGAUAG